This is a messenger RNA of Aphidius gifuensis, 1971 nucleotides long. RefSeq lists its product as uncharacterized. The record is from RefSeq and is a predicted model, not a curated record. Gene Ontology annotation, biological process: DNA repair; telomere maintenance. Bases 1 to 1971 code for a protein of 656 amino acids. The transcript is spliced from 6 exons. Lineage: Eukaryota; Metazoa; Arthropoda; Insecta; Hymenoptera; Braconidae. Gene Ontology annotation, molecular function: DNA helicase activity.
AUGAUGCAUAAAGAACUACAACAAGCAAUGUUAAUUAAUAAUGAAGAAGUAGAGCUAGAGAUGCAAUUAUUAUUCACAACAAAAUCUGGUAUGGAUGACAGGCGUUACAAUGUGCAGAGAAUUAAUGAAGUUGCAGCAAUAUUUUCUACAACUGCUAACGGAGAUAUUCCAGAAUCAUAUGUGUCAAUACAUAAUAAAAAUACAAAAAAACUGGAAUUUGUGAGCACUAUGAAUCCAAACGUAGAACCAUGGGUUUAUCCACUACUAUAUCCUUAUGGUACAAGAGGAUGGCAUAAAGAUAUUCCAUGUGUAAAUAGAUCGAAAAGAGUUUCACGUACAGCAUAUAUUAAAUAUAGAAUGGCAACUAGGAAUGAUAAUGUAUUUUUAUUGGCUGGAAGAUUAUUUCAAUUAAACCAAAAAAAAAUUCGAGCUGAUACUUAUCAAGGAUUAAUUGAUCAUUUACGAAAUAAGGCAAAUGAAACAAAUGGUAGUGUUGGAAAAAUUGUAAUUUUGCCUUCGACUUUCACAGGAUCUCCACGUAAUAUGCUUCAACACUAUCAAGAUGCGAUGGCUAUUGUAAGAAAAUUUGGAAAACCUGAUCUAUUCAUAACUAUGACGUGUAACCCUAAUUGGAGAGAAAUAAAAGAAAAUUUGUUAGAUGGUCAAACAGCUUCGGAUAGGCCAGACAUAGUUUCUCGGGUUUUCGAAAUAAAAAAAAAUGAACUGAUAAAAAAAAUAGUUAAAGAAAAUCUUUUUGGAGAAAUACAAGCCUACGUUUAUGCUGUAGAAUAUCAAAAACGAGGUUUACUCCAUGUGCAUGCUUUAUUUACUCUAAAACAAAAUAGUAAAAUAACAACAGCAACUAUUGUUGAUGAAUAUAUUUCAGCAGAAAUCCCAGAUCAAACUGGAAAUAUUAAUAUUUACAAUAUUGUAAUGAAGAACAUGAAUCAUGGACCAUGUGGUAGUUGGUACGAAAAUGGAUACCCUACUUAUCGUCGUAGAACUGGUGUUUUUGAAUCUCCAGCAGGAGGCAGACAUGAUGCAGCCUCAAUUGUAAUUACCAAUUCUACUGAUGAUACUCAUUCUGUGAACAAUCGUAUUGAUCACGAUGAAAUCAGUAACCAUAUAGAAACUAGAUAUGUUAGUCAUGUUAGAAUUUAUGGAAGACCAUUACAAGAAAAAAGUCAUUCAAUCGCACGCUUGCCAGUACAUUUACCGAAUCAGCAGACUGUGACUAUAAAUGAUGAAGCAGAAGAAGAGUCUUUACGCACAGCUAUGGAUCAGCAAACAAUGCUUAUGGAUUAUUUUUCUUUAAACUCUGGACAAAAUAUAUCAUGGCAUCCACGCCAAAAACAAUUUAAUGUAAUUGGGAGAAUGUAUUCAACUAGCCCAAGUCAAAUAGAAUUAUUUCAUCUUCGAUUGUUAUUGAUAACAGUCAAAGGAGCUACAAGUUUUGAGAAUCUAAGAACUAUAAAUGGAAUAUUACAUGAUACCUAUCGAAGUGCAUGCUUAACAUUAGGACUUAUUGAAGACGAUGAAGAGUGGAACCGUGCUAUGACAGAAGGAGAAGUAUGGAUGAUGCCUAAGCAAUUAAGACAUUUAUUUGUACGUAUCUUAAUUUAUUGUAGUCCUGUUAAGCCUGAAAAAAUUUGGGAAAAUCAUGAAGAUUCAAUGUGUGAAGAUUUCAAAAGAAAUUAUAGUUUGGCUCAAUCUCAAACAAAAGCAUAUUACGAAAUAAUAAACCUUCUUGAAAAAAGCAAAAAAAAGAAAGUUGCUACAAUGGCUUUUACUGGAAAUGCAGCAAUAUUACUUCCCGAAGGAAGAACAAUGCAUAAUUUAUUUGGUAUGCCAGUUCCAAUGUAUGCUGAUUCCACAUCAAAUAUUAAACAUCAACCUAAAGCAGCAGAAGAGAUUAGAAGUAUAGAUGUAAUAAUUUGUGAUGAAGCACCGAUGGUACAUGUCGUGAUAUAA